AUCGUGGUCUCGUUCACCACCAUCGUCUGUCCCUUCACUCUUCACAUCACUUCACCUCGCUUGCGCACGCGUCGUUAUGACCUUUCGACGCGUCUCAAUAUGGUUGCAGCCAUCGUCGCUGCAGCCUGGCACGCGCCUUACACUUGCCGCUUUUGUGUAACAGCCAAGCGCGGGGCUUGAAUGCGAAUGCGCAGCAAUUGCCCAGAUGAAGCAUAAGACUUUUAUGACAACGUCAAGACCUUCAACUCUACAACGGAAUCAUGGCGGACGAGACUCAUACCUUCAAGGCUUCCUGCAUUUGUGGCAACAUCUCCCAUGAGAUCAGCAUCCGCAAGGCCGAUUUGCCUCUCAGAGGCUACAUGUGCCACUGCGAUUCCUGUCGACAUAUGACGGGAGCUUUGUGCCUCACAGUGACCUUUCUCCCAGCAUAUUACGAACCUGCGAAAUCCCUCGUGGAUAAGCUCAAGGGCUUUCAGUUCUCGAAGCGCAUAAUUCAAUACCAUUGUCCGACAUGUGGUUGUCAAAUGAUGGCGCGCUGCGUAGAGGACGCGGAGGAUCCCGAUAGCAAGGUCACUUGGGACACUACCACUGGCACUCUUGACGACAUCGAUAAACACAUUGAUUGGCAGGGCCAUGAGUUCCUCAGCGAUACUCUAGACGGCGGCUUUGCGGAUAUGUUGCUGGAGGUCCAUGGCAAGAAACUGGAUCGCUGGCCAGGUCGAUUCGGCGAGGGCAAAGAUCAGCUCCCUGUGUACUGGCAGUCCAGCUCUGGAAGCAGCCUCUCGAGGACCUCCUCAGACAAGCUACAUGCAUAUUGCAAGUGUGGUGGAGUGGACUUCUGUGUCGGUCAACCCUCGCCCAGAUCGGUCAUCGUUAAUAAAGUCUGGCCGGAUAAGUCAUCUGCGAGUGAUAUUACGGAAUCAGAUGCUCCAGACAGCAUUGAGCAGUACUGGCUCCACGACGACCACACCAAGUUCCCAGCUGGCCUAUGUGGGUGCGACUCCUGCCGUCUUGCGUCCGGCAUGGAAGCCACAUUUUGGGCUUUCGUGCCCAAGAUGGAUAUCUCUUUGGACAAGGAAGGCAAAAUACCGUUCAAUUUCGAGUUUGGAAUUGAGAAGCUCAAGAAAUACACCUCCUCUGCGGGCUGCCAUCGUUAUUUCUGCGACACUUGCGCAGCGACUUGCUUUUAUAUGGCAGACGACAGAAAAUUCAUGGUUGAUAUUUCAGUCGGGCUGUUUGCGGCUGCUGAGGGCGCAAAGGCUCAGUCUUGGUUAUCAUGGCGAACUAGCCACCUGAGCUUCCGAGAAGACACUGUUCCUCGAGCUGAAGGACUGUCGGGGGGCAUAGAGACGGCACUCAAGUCCUGGGAACAGCAUUUGCAAUCGGAGAAAUGAGGUGCACCUUUGCUGCCAGUAGAGAUCUUCUGCCGCCUCAUCGUCAGUGAUUGAUCUGCGUUGCCCAGCACGUGCAGGAUCAUGAAAUGCGAAAAGGCUUUGGCGCGAGCGGUGUGAGGUGUUUUAAAUGCCAAUCCGCAUGGUAGCUGCGGAAAAUCCAGUUUCAGACUACCACCCUGUCCACAGCGUGCCACGUCUUUAGUAUACUGCAUUUGUACCUGCCGCUCUUC
Molecule: messenger RNA, 1624 nt
Organism: Cercospora beticola
Lineage: Eukaryota; Fungi; Ascomycota; Dothideomycetes; Mycosphaerellales; Mycosphaerellaceae
Product: GFA family protein
Molecular function (GO): carbon-sulfur lyase activity
Source: RefSeq, a predicted model, not a curated record